Molecule: messenger RNA, 6109 nt
Organism: Lycium barbarum (goji berry)
Lineage: Eukaryota; Viridiplantae; Streptophyta; Magnoliopsida; Solanales; Solanaceae
Product: la-related protein 6C-like
Exons: 10
Coding region: 4601-5860 (419 amino acids)
Cellular component (GO): nucleus
Molecular function (GO): mRNA binding
Source: RefSeq, a predicted model, not a curated record
CACGCUCCAUUCCUCUUUCCCCCCCCACUUCUCUCUGUUCCCCAUGCCUCUGUCCCCCACUUCCCUCUGUCCCCCACACUCCUCUCCCUCUUCUUCACAAAGAAAACCCUAGCUCAAACCCGAAUCGAUCCUAUAAAUAAUCGUUUUGCCAAUUGAAUAAGGGUCGGGGAACCGAUCUAGGAGUCACCUAAAGUUUUCCAAAAUAUCAAAUUUGCAACUCGUUGUGAUAGUUCAAAAUACCGAAUCAAAAAAUACUCAAACAAUUUUUUCGUCUGUUCUGUUCUUGCUGUGAAUUCGAGCUUCGCAAGCUCGGAUUUGGUAGUUUCGAGGGUAGAUCUGAAGCCCCGCACUCCACUUCGCUGCACCCAAAAAAGGUCAGUGCAAUCCCUUUUUUUUUUUUUAGUUUCGAUUUGAUUUUGGUGUAUUUGUGAUUCCUUGUUUGUGUGUGUAGUCUUUUCCUUGUUUUGAUUGUGAUUCCUUGUUUAUAGUCUUUCCAAAUCUGUUUCGUUGAUAUUUUCGUGAGGAAAUUACAACACCAGUAAUGUAGAUCAGUUUAUUCCCAUUUCUUUAUUUCAGCCUCUUUGGUGUUUAGUAUUGAGGAAUCUUAAUUUCUAGCAAUGCAGAUGAAUUGUUUCAUAUAUAUAUAUAUAUAUAUUUUUUUUCUUUCCUUAGUUAAAUUCUUCGUACAUUAAUCCGUGAGCAUGUGACUGUGAUUUUUGGCAUUUAGUUUUUCAUGAUUUAGUUAUGAUUAGUUCAUAUUCCUAUUUAAUGGCUGCUUGUUUCACUCCUUUGAUUAAUUUAAGUCCCUGCUUCCUAUGGGUAGCAAGUAAGAUUCAAUUUUCAAUAUCGUUGUUCCUUUGAAUAGUUUGUCCUCUUCAUGUAGAGCUGGAUAAUAGGUAGGUUCAUUUACUGUUAAAUAAAGGCGUUGUGUAGGUUUCAUUGCUGCUAGAAGUUAUAUGUUAACAUUGCGGGAGUGCUAGAAUGCAAGUCUUUGGUAAACAUUUGCUUCCAUUUAGUUUUAAAUAAAACUUCUUCAGAAUUUGUAGAAUUAGCUGAGCAUAUUAGCUAUUCUAUAAUUGUUAUUAGACCUUUAGCACAUUAGUUUACUCUUGUUUGCCAUGCAUAGAUUGACUAUUUGCCACUGACAUGUUGUUUUUCUAUCUAAAACCAAGUAACUUUCGGCUGAGAAUUGCCAUUAAGUUAAGUCAAAGCUGGUUGAAUUAAAAUCCUCUGAUGGUAAUUAAAGUUCUAAUACUGGACCUUCUCUUUUAGAUAUGAUCUAAUGGGAUUAAAACUUCCUUGUUUGGCAUCAUAUACGUGCUAGUAACUAAGCAGCUGUGUUAGCUUGAACCAAUCUUAUGCUUAUUUCUUUCCAUAAAAAUUUAACAAUUGAAAGUCCCUUAUGUGUCCAACUAUGGGUGUUGAUCAAAAUCUUGAGGGAUUUGUCCUGUCUGAAUUUUAGUAACCUCUAAGAGGAUCAGUUCUUAUUUUGGUCAAAGAUGUAUGAUUGAGGAGUCUGUGCGCUAGGCCAGUUGUGGCCAUGCAAUAGAGUUGUCAUGAUUAUGCUAGUUGUUUCGAUUGGAAUCAUUAUAAGUUUUGAAGAGUUAGGAUGAAGUUGUUCCUUUAAAAUAAUGUAGGCUAGGACGUAUUCUUAAUAUUGAGUUUAUCAUUUAAGACAAAUUCAACCAUUUAAAUCAUUGGCUAUUUCUCUAAACUAGAAGAAAGGAAAGGAUAGUUUGCUUCUUUUGUGUUCUGAAUCAGUAGGGUGUUCACUGAGAACUCAUUUGAUCUUGAUGCGAUGUUACCAUCACAUGUAUGCCACAUUUAGACUGCUAAACCAAAAUGCAUGCUUCCCUUGAUCAUGUGAAUCUUUCAUACCCCUCCUUAGUGCCAUUUUAUGUGCCCAUAUGUAUUUCUCUCGUACAGUAUAAGUAGAUUAAAGUAGUAUGCAUGCAAAUCAAAUCUAAUUAGCCAAAAUGCUGCAUUCUGCCUGAUGGUCUGGUGUCCUCUAUCCUACUGUCUCCCCUGUAUCCUUUCGGUGAAGUGUAAAGUGAAGUUAGGCUGGCAUUGGCUGUCAAAGUUUUUUUCUUCUAUUAUUUAGAUUCAUUACACAAUAGCAUAAAAAUGCUGGUUUGAUGCUUUGAAUUAAAAUAUGCUCAGGAAAGUGUCAAAUCUAAAUCACUGGCUUUGUUUAAAAGAUCCUGUAUUAUUCCCUUCCUUAAAUUGUUGCUGAAACUGCAUGUCAUAAUUAUUUCCUUCAUUCCCUUUUAUUCAUCUGAGUGCUAAUACGAAUAUGUCCUGCAUGUCUCUUGUAUACUGCUCUCAUGCUACAAAAACUUGGCUAGAGUUAAGGACUAAGUUAUGUAUAAGAUUUCCACUCUGUGAGCAAGUUGUGUCACUUGUAUCUGUUAACUUUUUAUAUACUCUUACAUUAGAAGUAUGCCAUGGUUGAGUUUGUAUAUGCAUGUAUAUCAUAAGUAGGUUGCGGUCAGCACAUUGAUAGGGAGUUUAGUUGGUCAUUAUGGGUCAAGCUUGAACCCUCCCCGGUGUUAGCCAUGCUUGGGAUUCAUGAGAUCCUUUGGAACUUGUGCAAUAUCGGGAAAACGGGGGAAAUAGUUUUCAGAUAUUAACUUUCGAAUAUCCCUAUGAACGUGUAUACACUAAAUAUACCCAGAAUAUACACGACAUGUUUGAUUUCGUUUGAAUUUAUAUUUUACAGAUUUAACUCUAUUCAUUGAUCAUAUGCUAAUCCUUUUCCUUUCGUUUUAUGCAUGAUCAUCGCACACGAGUCCGCGGGACUCGUUUUCCCUCCGCAUUCGGUGUUGGGCUAAAAGCCCAACACGACUCCUCUCUCUAUCCAGCCGUCUCCUGUCCGCAGCAAGCAUAUACAAAACAUUAUGGGCCGAGGUCCAUAUAACAGCAACAGCCCACAGCAGUACACUGAAAUUUCUGGGCUGAAGUCCCAACAACGAUCUGAUCAUAGCAGCCUUGAAAUGGGCUGAGCCCAUUUGAUUUAUUUAUUCCUCUAUGAUAUUCUUUUAUGCAUUUAAUUUGUAUUGCAUGACUAACCCUUUUUUUUUUUUUUCAAUUUAGAUAAACCUUAGUGAAAUUAGUAGGUUGGUCUUAAUAGUGGGUAGUUAGUUUAAGGAAGACCAAUAAUUAAUUCCAUAAGUUUACUUCUCUUCUUUUCAUGUCAAAUUUAUUUAUAAUGUCUAAUAUUUAUUUUACUGGUAAUAAUUGAUUUGCAAAAAAUGGUAUGACUAUAUAUCUUAAGUAAAGGGAAUCAUAUUUUAUUCUUAUUAUCAUAUACAUUUUCUAAAGCGUCACUAAUGAGCAAAUAUAAACUCAAGUAUAUUUUAUAAAUAUUGUUUUCAAGAUUAAUUCAAUUAUACAUAUUCCUAGCCGAAUAUAGGUAAAUAAGUUAAUAAAAAGAGAGAAAAAUUCACCUCCUCUUGCAUCCUAUUUAAGUCUAGAUUUUUCUACAUCAUCAUAUUCAUAUAAUAUAAUUUUAUCCCAAAUCUAAUUUUGCUAAGUCUUCUCUUAAAAGUUUCCACUUAUAUGCCAAUCAUUAUAUUUUGCAAAUUUUGUUCUUUUAAAUAACAUUAUUAUUUAUAGUUUAGCAAUAUUUAUAGUUUACUUUAAAUAAACACUCAAGUCUCUUUUUGUGCAAAUUAUCCUAUGAGUCUCAUUUUAAAAUAGCAUUUUUAUUUAAAGCCUUAGCAUAUUUUUUAAAUCUUAUUUUAUACAGUGUUAUUAAUUUUUUAGCCUUAGAAACAUUACAAGACAUUUUCUUAAAAUUUAAGCAUCCUAUUUAACCCUAAUCAAUUAACCUAAGUUUAGCUGGAUAACCGUAGUUAACGGAUUCUAAAGGAUGCCUAACCCCUUCCCUUUAGGAUAAUAUAGAACCCUUACCUAGAAUCACCCUGAUUAAGCAGACUAUUGACGGAGGUUUAGUUAGCUUUGCCUUAGUUAAUAAUUAGGUGCCCUAAUUCACCUUAAAAUCAAUUAGGUGGCAACUCCUAAAAAUAAGCAAAAAAUAGGCAUCACCAAUAUGUUGUACUCUUAAAUUUAACCCGUUUAAAAUGGGGUAUAACACUAACCACACAAGAAAUGUAAAUCGCACCAGGCCGCCUGGUGCGACGAGUUCUGACUGAGAAGACUGCUGGUGAGGGGCAUUGCUCUAGGUCUCCUAUGUAAGAAUCCACUCACCCAGCCAAUUUUAAUAGGGUAAUAUAAGAUACAAGUAAAAAGUAAUCUAGAAAGUACUUAGUCAAAAUUCAAAGGUGGCUGACUAGUUUGGUACGCGGAAUGCAAUAAACCAUUGAUUCACUCUUUUCAAUCUCAGCCUCCACAAAAUAUACAGUUAACUAAACUUAAGGAGUGACUCAAGCAACUAUCUUCGCUCCACCAAUAGACAAAAUUAGUGGAGAGAGAUAGAGAGAAAUAACCCCCCAAAUACACAAGGAUAUGAAAUGAUAACAGAUUAGUGCAUGUUCAAGAACAUUCACUCUAAUUAAGGGGAAUAAAAAAGAAAAAAAGAAAAAAAAAGAAAGAGGCAGAAUACGAGGGUUGAAUUGAUCAUCAUCCCAUUUUUUUCAUAAUGGCACAAAUGCAACCUGAGAAAGUUGCUUCUAGUGUACAAGAAUCUACUCCAGAAUUUGUUGCUAAAGUUGAUAUGAAUAAUAAUAAUAAUAAUAAUGUUAAUGGUGGCUCUUUCAAGUUCAAUGUUCAGGCCCCUGCAUUCGUGCCAAGAAAAUCACAUGCCACGUCAAUCCCAUGCAUUUCAGGAUAUUUUUAUCCAUGCAGUUUUCAAUAUGUUAAUACUGGGGCUAAUACAACAGUAUAUGGGGGUGAUCAAGACAUUACCUCCUUUGUUCAAGAGCCAAGUUUUGUUUCAUCCCUCUCUCAGAAAGAUAUCCUUCCUGAUGAGCUCAAGCUAAAAGUCAUCAAACAGGUUGAAUACCAACUUAGUGACAUGAGCUUGCUCGCGAAUGAGAGCUUGUUGAAACAGAUGAACAAGGACGCUGAAGGUUUUGUUCCCAUUUCUUCUGUUUCGGCUACAAAGAAAAUCAAGUCCCUCAUCACCAACAACCAAUUAACACUUUCUCAAGCCCUCCUAUCCUCUACAAAGCUGAUUGUAAGCGAUGAUGGCAAGAGGGUCAAACGAAAAAUGCCAUUCACUGACAAGGAUAAAGAGGAAUUGCUGUUACGCACUGUGGUGGCUGAGAAUUUACCGGAUGAUCACUCCCAUCACAACAUUGAGAAAAUAUUUAAAGUUGCUGGAAGUGUCAAAACCAUCCGAGUAUGCCAUCCCCAAGAUCCUAACACACGAACUAGAGGAGACUUGGGCAUCAGCAGUAAGCUUCAUGCACUGAUAGAGUUCGAGCAUCCAGAGGCCGCUGAGAAAGCAGCGGAGAAGCUAAAUGAUGAGAGGAACUGGAGAAAAGGCCUUCGAGUGAGGUUGCUGCUCAGACGUUCACCAAAGUCUGUUCUAAAGAGCAGGAAGUCAGCGUUUGAUGGCUGUUUAGAUGAUGAAGAUUGGUUGAGUUCUGAAUUGACAGAUGAUGCUAAUCACUCAGAAGUAGUGGAUACUAAUGUUGAAGAGACUUUAGCAACAACAAAGAAAAUAUGGGGUAAAGGGCGUGGGAAAAGUACACGACAAGUGCAACGAAAUCAAAUGUACAGUGGUCGUGGCUUGCUUUCCUCGUCUCCACAAGGCAGCACAUAUGAAGCACCACCAGUGAAACAGGCCGCUACAAAAGGACCAAGAAUGCCAGAUGGAACCAAAGGUUUCACUAUGGGAAGAGGGAAGCCCCUGAGGAGUAUUAAUGUUCAAACUGGAGGAGUACAUGUUGUAUAAAUGGAAGAUGAUCAAUUUUGCCCCGGUUUUAUUACUCAGUAUUCACUUGGUAGUACCCAUGGAAGUUCUCUAGUCGAAUUCUUUUUGGUUAAAGAUAUUUAUGUCCAUAAUUCUAGAACUAAAGCAAAAGUGUAUAGGUUAACUAAGGCUAUGGCUUCCUUGAGACUACCAAUUUUGUUUUGUACAUUUCUUUUUUCGUGAAAAUUAUCAUGGGGAAUAAUACGACUGAGUUUAAGAUUCUGCCUCUCA